Molecule: messenger RNA, 1750 nt
Organism: Chinchilla lanigera (long-tailed chinchilla)
Lineage: Eukaryota; Metazoa; Chordata; Mammalia; Rodentia; Chinchillidae
Gene: Qpct
Product: glutaminyl-peptide cyclotransferase
Exons: 7
Coding region: 94-1281 (395 amino acids)
Molecular function (GO): glutaminyl-peptide cyclotransferase activity; zinc ion binding
Source: RefSeq, a predicted model, not a curated record
CGGAGCAGCCGGCCCCCCGGCUCGCCUUGGCCUGGGGGAGGAGGCUGCGGCUGCGGCUGCGGCCUGCGCCGCUUGGCGGAGGCCACGGAGGAGAUGGGGAGGCGGGCGCAGCAGACCCAAGGGUGGAGAAGGGGCAAGGCGAGGACGCGCGCUCCCGGGCUCGUGACCGCUGGCGCCCCGGGAGCCGGUGCCCACACAGCCCGGCUCGCAGAGAUGGCAGGCGGCGGGGACCUGCGCGUCGCGGGCACCCUCCACCUGCUGCUCCUGCUGGCCGCGGGCUUGAGUCGGGGUGCCGCUUCCUGGACGGAGGAGAAGAAUCAUCACCAACCAGCCAUUCUGAAUUCCUCUUCUCUUCGGCAAGUUGUAGAAGGCACCCAUAUUUCUGAAAUGUGGCAAAAUGACUUACAGCCAUUGCUAAUAGAGCGAUAUCCGGGAUCCCCUGGAAGCUAUGCUGCUCGACAGCACAUCAUGCAGCGAAUCCAGAGACUUCAGGCUGACUGGGUCUUGGAAGUAGAUACUUUCUUGAGCAGGACACCUUAUGGGUACCGGACUUUUUCAAAUAUCAUCAGCACCCUUAACCCCACUGCCAAACGACACUUGGUCCUCGCCUGCCACUAUGACUCCAAGUAUUUUCCCCAGUGGGACAACAGGAUGUUUGUGGGAGCCACUGAUUCAGCGGUGCCAUGUGCAAUGAUGUUGGAACUUGCUCGUGCCUUAGACAAGCAACUCCUUUCCUUGAAGAAUAUAUCAGAUUCCAGGCCAAGUCUGUCACUCCAGCUAAUUUUCUUUGAUGGGGAAGAGGCAUUCCUUCACUGGUCUCCUCAAGAUUCUCUGUAUGGGUCUCGACACUUAGCUCAGAAGAUGGCAUCAACCCCGCACCCACCUGGAGCCAGAGGCACCAACCAACUUCACAGCAUGGAUUUAUUGGUCUUGUUGGAUUUACUUGGAGCUCCAAAUCCAACAUUUCCCAAUUUUUUCCCAAACACAGACAGAUGGUUUAAUAGACUUCAGGCAAUUGAACAUAAACUCCAUGAAUUGGGUUUUCUCAAGGAUCACUCUUUGGAGAGGACAUAUUUCCAGAAUUUUGGUUCUGGAGGUAUUAUUCAGGAUGACCAUAUUCCAUUUUUGAGAAAAGGUGUUCCAGUUCUGCAUCUGAUACCAUCUCCUUUCCCUGAAGUCUGGCACACCAUGGACGAUAAUGAAGAAAAUUUGGACGAGGCAACCAUUGACAACCUAAACAAAAUCAUACAAGUGUUUGUGUUGGAAUAUCUUCAUUUGUAAUAUUCUGAUUUAAUUCCUGGUAAUUGCUUCUAUAUCAAAUUCAAAAGUUAAAGCAUCAUUUAAAAUAAUCUAAUUCCAGAUAAAUGUGCAGAAACUUCUAUAAAUUUACUCUCUGGGUGUCUUUGAAUAUGUGAUCAAUGAAUCAUAGAAUUAUACUAUGUUUUCAGUUGCUUUUAAUUUUUAUCUAGACAUGAAAAGGGAACAUGUAAAGAAAACAGAAAAUAAACAUCUUUUAAAAACUCAUUUAGAUAAAGACUACAAAAUAAAAUCAGAUUCACUUAUUCAGUGUUUUCAGACAAUACUAAAUAUGUUGAUGGUGUGCCAUAUGUACCCUUAAUUUUAUGAUUUUUCAUACUUGGGAAUCUAUUAUACAAUAUAAAAUGGAAAUGUACUUUGAACAUUUUCAGCCCUCUUUGAGAAAUCUUUGUAGGGUUAAUUUUAUGCAAAUUAAAAUCAGAAUUAAAUGCCA